Chaetura pelagica (chimney swift) is the source of this 2804-nucleotide messenger RNA. RefSeq names its product Rho GTPase activating protein 12 (gene ARHGAP12). Gene Ontology annotation, molecular function: protein binding. The transcript has 18 exons. The record is from RefSeq and is a predicted model, not a curated record. Bases 1 to 2520 code for a protein of 839 amino acids. Gene Ontology annotation, biological process: regulation of GTPase activity; signal transduction. Gene Ontology annotation, cellular component: cytoplasm. Lineage: Eukaryota; Metazoa; Chordata; Aves; Apodiformes; Apodidae.
AUGGCUGAUAAAGGUGGGAAAAUCCUCCCAGGACAAUUGUACAUUGAAGUGGAGUAUGACUAUGAAUAUGAGGCCAAGGACAAGAAAAUUGUGAUUAAGCAAGGAGAGAAAUACAUAUUGGUGAAAAAGACUAAUGAUGAUUGGUGGCAAGUCAAAAGAGAUGAAAAUUCCAAACCUUUUUAUGUGCCAGCACAGUAUGUGAAGGAGAUACCACGAAAAGCACUGAUGCCACCUGUUAAGCAGGCAAGCAUACUGCCAAACAACGCUUUGAAGUUGACACAUGGAUUACAGAGAUCAACAGAAAAUGUGAAUAAGUCACCAGAGCUUUCUAGUUUUGGAAAAUCUUCUCCAGUCCAAGUGUCUUGCUUAGUUCGAGAUGCCAAUCAAAAUGUGGGACUGAACAAUAGCCCCAGUCAAACUCUUGGUUUGAAUCUGGACCUAACCCAAAACAAUGGAAAACUUAACAAUGAGUUGCAAUCUCCCAAGGUUUCCAAUCAGUAUAGAACCAUCUCCAUGGGUCAUUUCCCAUGCCCAGAGUUCUUGGAAAUAGAGAAGACCAGCUUUUUGCAUGAACAAUCUUGUGAUUCAGCAGGAGAAGGCUCAGAAAAAAUACAGGAAGAUUCAGAGUCUGGAGAUGAGCUCAGUAGUAGCUCCACAGAACAAGUGCAGCCAACUACUCCACCAAGUCAAGGGAGGCCUGAUUCACCAGUUUAUGCUAAUUUACAAGAACUGAAAAUAUCUCAGUCUGCCCUUCCACCACUACCUACAAGUGCUCCGGUCCAAAUAAAUGGGGAAUGGGAAACCCAUAAAGACACGACAGGACGCUGUUAUUACUACAACAGAGGAUCACAGGAACGAACCUGGAAACCACCGCGGUGGGCCCGAGAUGCAAGCAUUAAUAAAGGGGAUUCCCACAGCCAUGCAGAUCAUGAGCAUCUUUCAUCAGAAGAAAACGACCACAGUUCUUGUUACAGCCAGUCAGAUAGUCAGUAUGGUUCUCCUCCAAAGGGUUGGUCAGAAGAGUUGGAUGAACAUGGUCAAACCUUAUAUACCAAUGACUAUACUAAUGAAAAGUGGAUAAAACACGCAGAUGAACAAGGUAGACCAUACUACUACAGUGCUGAUGGUUCCCGGUCAGAAUGGGAGUUACCGAAGUAUAAUGCUUCACCCCAGCAGCAGAGAGAUAUAAUAAAGAGUAGAAGUCUGGACAGGAGGCUACAAGAACCAAUAGUUUUAACUAAGUGGAGGCACAGCACAAUUGUUUUGGACACCAACGAUAAGGAAUCAUCAGCUGCUUCUAAGGCGAGUUUUCCUGAAAAUGAGUCUUCCCCUUCUUCACCAAAGCAUCAAGCCACAGGUCAAGAGAAGUAUGGGUUAUUGAAUGUGACAAAGCUUACAGAAAAUGGGAAGAAAGUUCGAAAGAAUUGGAUGUCCUCGUGGGCAGUGUUACAAGGUUCAUCGUUGCUGUUCACUAAAACCCAAGGAAGUGGAACUGGCUGGUUUGGUGUCAAUCAGUCUAAGCCAGAAUUUACAGUGGAUCUCAGAGGGGCAUUGAUUGACUGGGCCUCAAAGGACAAAUCCAGCAAAAAGAAUGUUAUUGAGCUAAAAACCCGCCAAGGAACCGAGCUCUUAAUUCAAUCUGAUAAUGACGGCUUUAUUAAUGAAUGGUAUAAAGUUCUUAACUAUACCAUCAACAAUCAGGUAGUAGAGUCUGAUGAAGCGUUAGAAGAUGAAGUACCAGAUUCUCCUGGGGUGGAAAAACAAGACAAAGAAAAAGAGAAAGAGAAUAAAGACGCUAAGAAACUUCGUUCUGUGAAAGCACCCAGCAAUACAGAUUCCACAGAUCAGAAAAAGACUAAAACAAAGCUCAAGAAGUUUCUUACACGGCGCCCUACAUUACAAGCUGUCCGUGAAAAAGGCUACAUUAAGGAUCAAGUUUUUGGUUCCAAUCUCACCAGCUUGUGUCAAAGAGAAAACAGCACGGUGCCAAAGUUCGUGAAGCUCUGCAUUGAGCAUGUUGAGGAACAUGGACUAGAUGUUGAUGGCCUGUAUCGAGUUAGUGGCAAUCUUGCAGUGAUACAGAAGCUAAGAUUUGCAGUCAAUCAUGAUGAGAAACUAGACUUGAAUGACAGUAAAUGGGAAGAUAUACAUGUCAUCACAGGAGCUCUCAAGAUGUUUUUCAGAGAAUUGCCUGAGCCGCUGUUCACUUAUAAUCAUUUCAAUGACUUUGUCAAUGCAAUUAAACAAGAACCAAGGCAGCGUGUUCAUGCUGUUAAAGAUUUAAUCAAACAGUUGCCAAAACCAAAUCAGGACACUAUGCAGGUCCUCUUUAGACACCUGAAGAGAGUUGUAGAAAACGGAGAAAAGAACCGAAUGACUUAUCAAAGUGUAGCAAUAGUUUUUGGUCCAACAUUACUAAAACCAGAGAAAGAGACUGGUAACAUAGCAGUCCAUACAGUAUACCAGAAUCAGAUUGUAGAAUUAAUUCUACUGGAAUUGAAUUCCAUCUUUGGACGCUGACAUUUUUCUUGGAGUAGAAACUGGAAGUGAUGGGUUGGCAGCAGUACUCCAUCAGAAGGAAAAUCUCUCGCUGUACAUUAUGUAUUAUGUUUGUGGACCAAGCAGCAACUUGUUUUUUGCACUUUUGGGGAGGGGAGAAACAGGAGAAAUGUUUUUGACCACUUCAGUGCGAGUUAAAGACAACACUUUGAAUUUCUUUGAAAACUUCAAUGUAAAAAGUGAUUUGAAAAGUUUAUAGUUUGCCUUUUAAAAGUAGCAGUGGAAAAAUGUAAUAUAGGUUCAUA